AUGGUCAAGAAGAUCAGUUUCUACACCGCCUACGGACAGUUCCUCGAGAUGGUCGAGCGUCAGGCGGAGCAGGAGCUCGAGCUGAGCAAGCAGGAGGACACGGACCGCUACCCGAUUGACCAUCCGCUCAGUGACUAUCAGGAUGCUCUCAUCUCGGUACGAACUUCUGCAUGUUCUGCAGAAACGAAAACAUUGCUAUUUCAGGACAUCCAAGUGCAGUCGUGCCCUGCGGAUCUCUCGGUUCCCGCUGGCCCGGUCUGUGUCCGCAAGACUGUCAGUUGCCCGCAUGCUCUGCUCGCUUCCGCUCUUUCGACGACCGCCCCUGCUUUUGCCAUUGUCGAUCCGAUCCAGUCGCCGGUUCCGACGAGCGUCGAGUCGCGGAAGCUGAACGACGCCACCGCGCUGAUGAUGUCCUUCUGGAAGGUGCACGUCACGAUGCGCAAGAAGAAGCCGGAGCAGCUGCCGUCGUUGUUCGAGAAGCUCGAGGGCAUCUUCAGUUCGCCGUCGACUUCCGAAGCCACGAGGACUGACAUUCCGACAAUUUUCGGAAAGAUCGAAGGAUUGUUCGAGGAGGAAUCCGAAAAGGACACCACAUCCGGAUCGACGAUUCCCUUUUCGGAUAUGAGCUCGGAACUGACGGUCUGCUCGUUGUGCGAGAUGUGGAAGUCGAUGGAGAACCCGGCGAUUCCGCAAUUGCCGGUGUUCGUCAGAUCUCCGAUCGACUCUCUCCGACUGUACCAGGACAGAAAGUGCUUCCAGAACACUGAUGAGAUGGCGGAUGAUGGUAACAUUUCGAGAUUCUGGAAGAAAACAUAAUUUUGCCCUUCAGAGUUGACUCUGAUUCCGUCGCCAGUAACCAUCAGCCGUCGCCCGUCCACUUCGUCCAGCUCGAGCAGCUCCAGCAGCUCCGGAGUGUCCCACAGAACCAACAGCUCGGAGUGCGUAUCUUUCUACGAGAAGAGACAUCGACUCAUGGAGAAGAUGGUCAAAAAGCAGCAGGAGAUCAUCAAGAGCUUAUUGGAACUGAACAAUGUCUCCAACAAACUGUCCAAAUUCGGUCAAUAA
Molecule: messenger RNA, 1065 nt
Organism: Caenorhabditis sp. 36 PRJEB53466
Lineage: Eukaryota; Metazoa; Nematoda; Chromadorea; Rhabditida; Rhabditidae
Source: the annotation of a GenBank genome assembly